Molecule: messenger RNA, 1813 nt
Organism: Peromyscus eremicus (cactus mouse)
Lineage: Eukaryota; Metazoa; Chordata; Mammalia; Rodentia; Cricetidae
Gene: Ddx19b
Product: DEAD-box helicase 19B
Exons: 12
Coding region: 97-1569 (490 amino acids)
Biological process (GO): poly(A)+ mRNA export from nucleus
Cellular component (GO): nucleus; cytoplasmic stress granule
Molecular function (GO): ATP binding; RNA binding; RNA helicase activity
Source: RefSeq, a predicted model, not a curated record
UGUUGAUUGGCUAGGAGGAGCGGCUUUCCAAGGCCCGGCCAAUGGAGCUUAGGCUUGGCUGGGACUGUGAGUGGCGGUUGAGGAAGCCUAACCGCCAUGUUUAGCCGUGAUGGCCGGAGCUGCUGGCCGGGUCGAGGCCGAGCCCGGGCCCAAGCUCGGAACCCACUUUCCUUGCCCUUGAGUGGCUUGAGCAACCUGCAUCUUAAGGAAGAGAAAAUCAAACCAGAUGCCAAUGGUGCUGUUGUUAAAACCAGUGCUAAUGCAGAGAAAACAGAUGAAGAAGAGAAAGAGGACAGAGCUGCUCAGUCUUUACUCAACAAGCUGAUCAGAAGCAAUCUUGUGGAUAACACCAACCAAGUAGAAGUCCUACAGAGGGACCCAACCUCCCCUCUCUACUCGGUGAAGUCUUUCGAAGAGCUUCGCCUGAAACCACAGCUUCUCCAGGGAGUCUAUGCCAUGGGUUUCAACCGCCCAUCCAAAAUACAAGAGAACGCAUUGCCUCUGAUGCUUGCUGAACCCCCACAGAACUUAAUUGCCCAAUCUCAGUCUGGUACUGGUAAAACAGCUGCCUUUGUGUUGGCCAUGCUCAGCCAAGUAGAGCCUGCAAACAGCUAUCCCCAGUGUCUCUGCCUCUCUCCUACCUAUGAGCUUGCUCUUCAAACAGGAAAAGUGAUUGAACAGAUGGGCAAGUUUUACCCUGAAUUGAAGCUAGCUUAUGCUGUUCGAGGCAAUAAAUUGGACAGAGGUCAGAAGGUCAGUGAGCAGAUUGUCAUUGGCACCCCCGGGACCGUCCUGGACUGGUGCUCCAAGCUGAAGUUCAUUGACCCCAAGAAGAUCAAGGUGUUUGUUCUGGACGAGGCUGACGUGAUGAUAGCAACUCAGGGCCACCAAGACCAGAGCAUCCGCAUCCAGAGGAUGCUGCCCACAAACUGCCAGAUGCUGCUCUUCUCUGCCACCUUUGAAGACUCAGUGUGGAAGUUUGCCCAGAAGGUGGUCCCAGACCCCAACAUCAUCAAACUUAAGCGUGAAGAGGAGACUUUGGACACCAUCAAACAGUAUUAUGUCGUUUGCAAUAACAGAGAGGAGAAGUUCCAGGCCCUGUGCAACCUGUAUGGGGCCAUCACCAUCGCCCAAGCCAUGAUCUUCUGCCAUACCCGCAAAACAGCUGGCUGGCUGGCAGCAGAGCUCUCCAAAGAGGGCCACCAGGUGGCUCUGCUGAGUGGAGAGAUGAUGGUGGAACAGAGGGCGGCUGUGAUUGAGCGCUUCCGAGAAGGCAAAGAGAAGGUCCUGGUGACCACCAACGUGUGUGCCCGUGGUAUUGAUGUUGAACAAGUGUCUGUGGUCAUCAAUUUCGACCUUCCUGUGGACAAGGACGGGAACCCAGACAACGAGACCUACCUGCACCGCAUCGGGCGCACGGGCCGCUUUGGCAAGAGGGGUCUGGCCGUGAACAUGGUUGACAGCAAGCACAGCAUGAACAUCCUCAACAGAAUCCAGGAGCAUUUUAAUAAGAAGAUAGAAAGAUUGGACACAGAUGAUUUGGAUGAGAUCGAGAAGAUAGCCAACUGAGCAGCUUCACCAGCGACUGGCGCCCCCCUCAGCACUGUCCCUGCCUGGGAGCCUAGUGCUUUCAUGGCAUAGGCCUGGACAGGCGGCACCUCAAAGACCAAGGCCUGAGUAGAGACUACCUACCUCAUUCAGAAUUACGUUUGGACUUGACAGAAAUUUGUACAAAUGAUGGGGGAUGGUAGAAAAUUUGUUUACACAACUUUGGAAGAUUAGGCAUGAAUACACAGAAAUUUACCUUUUAGAA